AUGGCAGUUGAGUUUCUCCAAUUGGUCUUCAAACAGCCCAGGAACUGGACUCUGGUCUCUGAAUUUACCCUAAUGGGUCUCCCCCAUGUGCCAGAAAUGGGAAGUCUCCUCUUCUUCAUAUUUUUGAUCAUCUAUUUAUUCACCUUAACUGGAAACUCUCUGGUCCUGAUGACCAUCUGGCUGGACUCCCGCUUACACAAACCAAUGUAUAUCUUCUUAGGACACCUCUCCUUCCUUGACUUCUGGUUCUCCACUGUUACUCUUCCUAAGAUGCUUGAGGGGUUUUUGGAACCUGGUGGCACAGUCAUUUCUUUCAUGGGUUGCCUCUUUCAGCUCUAUUUUUCCCAACUGUUGGGAAGCACAGAGUGUUUCCUCUACACACUCAUGUCCUAUGAUCGGUAUUUGGCCAUCUGCCACCCUCUGCACUACAGCUACAUCAUGGACAAGAUGAAGUCCACCCGUUUGGCUGUUGCCAUGUGGUGUAUGGGUUUUCUCCACUCUUUCUUGCAUACUUCUUUGACAUUCCGCCUGUCCUUUUGUGGAACUAUGAAAAUUGACCAUUUCUUCUGUGACCCAACACCCCUCUUGGAGUUGGCAUGUACAAAUCCUUCCAUCAAUGAAACUGUAAUCUUCUUCAGUAUUGGUGUGGUGGCCUUGAUCUGCUUCUUCCUCAUUCUGCUUUCUUAUGGAAAUAUCUUGAGGGUCAUCUGGAACCUUGGCCAGGCAGAAGGGAGAUCCAAUACAUUUUCCACUUGUGCUUCCCAUUUCAUAGCCAUGGCUUGUUUCUACAUCCCUUGUGUCUUCACUUACAUGCGCCCUCAUUCCAAAACUACUCUAGAUAGGAUUAUAUCUGUUUUCUACACUGUACUUACUCCUUUGCUGAACCCACUCAUUUAUACUUUGAGGAACAAGGAGAUGAAGACAGCUCUGCACAGGCUAAGGCAGAGAACAAAUUUUGUUCCAACAGAAUAA
Molecule: messenger RNA, 972 nt
Organism: Python bivittatus (Burmese python)
Lineage: Eukaryota; Metazoa; Chordata; Lepidosauria; Squamata; Pythonidae
Product: olfactory receptor 10G9-like
Biological process (GO): G protein-coupled receptor signaling pathway
Cellular component (GO): membrane
Molecular function (GO): olfactory receptor activity; G protein-coupled receptor activity
Source: RefSeq, a predicted model, not a curated record